UGGCCGACGAGGGCCCGUCCGCGCUGGGGCGGCGGUGCGAAGGCAGAAAGGCUGGAACCACAUCCUUGGCAGACGACCGUGAACAAGAUCGAUGCAAGCAUUUCCACCGUGGAGCUUCCUCUUCAACGGGGGAGAGAAGCACCGAGCGAUCUUGAUAAGUGAUUUCAAGAGAAUCGAAUAGGAUAAUGGACUAGAGUGUGACGAGGCCGCGAUGGCUGUUUUGGAUGGGUCGUCAGGAAACGUGUCUAAGGAAGUGACAUUUGAGCAGCCAUUUGAAUGAAGAGGAGGCUGCAAAGCCUUCAUGGGGAGGGGGUGGAUUUUUGGCAGGCGGAGAGACUCAAAAAGGCGAAGCCUCUAAUGCAGGAAAACCUUUGCUGUUACAGGAACCUCAAGACAGAAAGGCCAGUGUGGCCUCGCAGAGUGAGACAAAUCCUCUCAUGGGUUCAGUGUAGCUGCCUCCAAAGCCUCUCAGCAUUUAGUCCCAGGCUCUCCUUGGUCAGUGUCUCUGAAAAGCUUGGUGCCUGAAGGUGUCCCUUCCUCCAACCCUGCGUGGUCCUGCAGCUUGAUACCUGCCGACCUUGUAGCUGCUACUUAAGAAGAAAAGUGUGAUUUAUCACAGGGCGCCUUUGUCUUGUGGGAAGCAGUGGGGAAUUGAAAUUCCUUAGCAACUAAGCAGUGGAGAAAUCAGUGGAGAGGGAAGGAGGUGAAAGACCACAGCCGGGCGGAUCAGUGGGCCUUAUUGUAGAAGUGAGACCCGAUAUUUCACCAAAGAAACACUGUAGAGAUUUGUCAGAUUUCUAAGAUUAAUAUUUACAAUUUGCAAUUGUCGACCUUAAAGCUACAUGAUGGCAAUCAAAACGGAAGCUUGCUUUGAAAUCUUAGGACAACUGUACGAGAAGGUACUUCUUGGAACCACACUGGAAAAUGACAGCCAUGACUGUGGCUGUUAUCUCAGUCCAGCAUUUUCAGAUCAAGCCAGCUCCUCCACCACCUGCUCAGAAGGCUCCGACAACCGUGGGGUCCCAGAUGGGCGACCCCCAGCCUCUACCAAUUCGGCUUCUACCAAUUCUGCAGAGCCCAAGUGUUGGAAGAGAAAUGCUCAGCAGAGCAGCGCCUGGGAAAUUAGGCUCCUGCAGUUAACAGUGAUCCGAGUGAUGAUCACCAGGAUACUGUCCUCAGACACUGAACUCCAGGCAAAGGAGAAAUACCGAGAGAUCAUUAAAAUCCUCUUAAAAUCAUCAGAAGUCGAUUCUGAAUUAACCAGUAUGUUCCAAAACUCGGAUAAGCUGUUACCUCACAUGGCAGCAAAGUGCCUCGCCCUGCUUGUGUAUUUCCGGUUGAAAGAAAAGAUGACAUUAAGCAAAUCCUGGAUUGCUUUUUGCCAAAAAAAUCUUUCUGUACACACUGAAAGUGAUAAAGUCGUAUACUGCCUCUCAACUCUGACAGAUGUAAUAAAAGAAACCUUUAAAGAUCCAUGUUCACAAAAAACAGAAAUUCUAAAGCAGUUCCUGACUCCUUUUGACACUGUUUUUGAAGAAUUUUAUAAUUCCUUCUUUUCUCAGCACUUUGAAAACUUCCAGGAUACUUCUAAAAUAGUAACUAGUUUGAUGUCUUUCCUGGAAUUGCUGGAACUUCUUAUAGCCACCAGAAUCCACCUGAAGUCACAUUUCACUUGCCAAAGGCUUUUAUUUUUGAAACCUUCUUGUGUGCUAAAUGUCAUUACCUGGCCCAUCAAGGCCUUUGUCAAAAGGAAGUGCAUCAUAUUCAUCAAAAAGUGCCUGCUCCAGAAAGUGGGUGAAGACCUUUGUCGUGGCUCUGUCCCUGCCUUAACACUUCCAGAUCCUCAUUUUGAUACGGACAUGUUGGCUUUAGCUGAUGCCAUUUUGCAAGCUGUGGAUUUGGGUUUGUUGCGGGCAUUGUCUGUCUGUGGAGAACCAUCCUGCUUCGGAGGCGAUGAGGUUCAGCCGGGAGGUGCCCAUGUCCCUGGUGCAGACCACGUGACCCUCAGAGCUGCAAGCUUACUUAUCAUUAAAUCCUUAGAAAUCAAGUUUCAAAGUUGUGCUUCAGUAAAUGAAAUGAAAGUUGAUUUACAGAGAUUUAUGUCUGAGUUACUGACCUUCUUAAAGCCUCACCUUCGGCCCUGUCUGCCAUCCUGCAAUCUGUGUGAAUGGUUGCCCAAGGUCUUCAUAGAACAAGAUGAUGACAUGCUGGAGGCUGCCAAAGCAUUAAUGGCCAUCUACCUAAAGUUGACCAGAGAUUGUGAAACUACUGAAAGCUUGACCCAAGAAAAAGAAAUGUGGAAGCAUCACACACACGACAAUGGCUAUAAUCCACACUGUAUUUUCUUAUUUUUCUUAAGAAAUAUUGGAUUUGAUUCUUCAGUUCUUCUUGACUUUUUGAUUUCCUCAGAAACCUGUUUUCUUGAAUAUUUUGUUAGGUAUUUAAAAUUACUGCAAAAAGAAUGGGAUAAUUUUUUUACCAUUUGCAAAUAUUUUGAUGUAACUGAACUUAAAGACAACAUAGAUAUUUGUGGUUGUGCCCCCUUCCUUGUUGAGGACAGGAACAGCAACCAAGCAGAACCUGGUCCUUUGGCUGCUGCUGGGAGUCAGAGAAAUAAUCCUUCUUGGCACUCCCCAGCUUCACCAGAACCUCUUCGUCAGGUUGUGAUGUCCAAGGAGACCCAAGGCACCCUGCAGGAUGACCGUCGGUCUCCCCAAAAGGUUUCUCAAAGUCUGGUAGAUUAUGACAGCUCCGAGGAUUCAGAAGUAGAAUCCACAGACCAGCAUAUAGCAAACAGUAAAUGGACCUCUGUAUACCAAGAAGCAAAGAAGAACGUUCAGGACACCUGUGGGAAAGGUAGGAAUGAAAAAGGACUUAACCUGGAGCCUCACUCGAGGCCUCUGUUUCCAAAUGAAUCUAAUGCUCCCGUUUCUGUCCUUUGUGACAUAGCCACAAACAGCAUUUUCUCUGAAGGGGGUGUGUCUUACAGCACAGCUAGGUGCUUUGAGGAGCUGCAAGGUGCCAUUCAGCGCCUCCAGAAGAAAAACCUCUUCCCAUACAACCCCACGGCACUUUUGAAACUGUUAAAACAUAUUGAGGCAAUAUAUAAUAAAUGUGUGAGUCCUUUGUAGACAUUGGUAUAGUUUCAGGUAUUUUUUUUUUCCCUAUUAUAAAUUGUACCUGAAUAAAAUAAUAGUAAAAAACAAGUCAUUAAAGGGAUUUUCUAAACCAAGUCUUUCAUUUUGCCUUAUUGGAAGCAGCCUAGUAACUGAAGAAGAUCUAGCCAGUGGCAGAUGGCUCAAUACAGUUGUACAUCCUGUAGAAUUUAUGGUAGUUCGAACUUCACACAAAAUUUGGGAUAGUUAUUAAAUUAGUUGCUAGGGCUACCAUUAACAAAUUAACACAAACUUGGCAGUUUAAAAUACAGAAAUGUAUUCUCUCUCCGUUCUGGAGGCUAGAGGUCUAAGAUCAAGGUCUCUGCAGGGCCAUGCCCCCUGUUAAGGAUCUGGGCAACACGCCUGCCCUGGCUCUUCCUAACUUCAGGGCCUGGCUGGCCAUCCUCAGCGUUCCUUGACUCAUAGACCUUGGCCCUCUCUUCUGUCUGGUGUUUGCUCUAUAUCUGUGUCCAGGUUCCUUCUUAGAAGGACACCAGUCAUUGAUUAGCACCCACCUCUAAUCCUGCCUGACCUCUGAACUGGAUUAUAUUACCUUCCAAAUAAGGUUAUAGCCACAGGUGGUGGGCAGGAAUGGAGAGAACACGGUUUAACCCAGUAUAGUUAUUAUUCCCUGCUGAGGUAUUUACACAUAAUAAGUAAAAGAUUAAAAAUCAUAACUUUUUUUUUUAAUUAGCUCUAUUUAUGUGCCCUAUUCUAUGAACAUGAGUCUAUUCUUUAAAAAAAAUAAAAAUUUAACCACGAGGUAAUUUUCCUA
Molecule: messenger RNA, 3930 nt
Organism: Talpa occidentalis (Iberian mole)
Lineage: Eukaryota; Metazoa; Chordata; Mammalia; Eulipotyphla; Talpidae
Gene: LINS1
Product: lines homolog 1
Exons: 10
Coding region: 843-3131 (762 amino acids)
Source: RefSeq, a predicted model, not a curated record